UAUUCAGAUAAUACAAAAUUGUAGUAAAAAAAAAAAAUAUAAAAAAAAAACACAUGAAAAAUAUCCUUAAAAAAUUUUGAGAUAUUUUUGGUUAACAAAAUUCUAGUACAAAAAAAGGGGAUAAAUUAUCGUUAAAAAUUCUGCAGUGUUUUGGUUUUUUGGCCUUUUUAUACAGUUAAAUUUGUAAAAUAUGCUGCUAUCCACUUAUCAACAUGAUUAUGUUCCACCCAAUGCGAAGCGCUAUGAGUUUCUUACAAAUGCCAAAGGCUCCGAGGGGCCCAAGGUUAUAGAGUGUGAAUGUAUUGUUGAGGAGAAAAUCAAGCCACCGGCAGAAGCGGCCAAGAAUUGCAACGGAGUGGAAUGGACGGGCAUUGCGCCGAUGGGCAAGUUGGUCGAUCCUCGACUUAUACCCACAGCGUUGGCUCAAGAUCAAGUGGAUAAGAUGGCCACCUCGAUAGAAACUGACUGCUUUAAAUUGCAACCGAAUCGUUUUCUUAAAAUUCUUCGUACCGUCUAUCCAGAUCUGUAUGAGCGUCUCAAGGUGAUGCCCAAAGAGGAGUUAGGUCGACGCUUGGAGAAGAAUCGCAUGUUCACGACAUAUCAAAUCGAUUACUGUGCCAUGAAUGAAUAUCCCCAGGGUAUCUAUGAGAGUCUUAAGACUGAAGAUGAGUCAUCCAAAUUGAAUGCAGACAAAUUGUUAAGCAAUAAAGGACCUUGCUCCGAAUUCCGUACGAAUGUGAUGAACGAAUUGGAUAGGGAAACAUCCGAGGGCUAUGAAGCAUCACGGGAUGAGGGUGAGAAAUCAUAUAAGCCCUUCAAGACAGCCUUUGCGGACUCAUCACGUUUUGUGGCCUCGGGUAAUAAUUCGCAUUGGAAUACUUCGCCCACAACGUAUAAGAAAUUACCCAAUUUCACGGAAUAUAUGGACUCAAUUAGUCGCAAUGGUUGCAUUAUAAUGCGCAACAAAUUGCACGAUCAUUCUAAAUGUUUACAAAAUUAUUGUCGACAUGAAUUGAAAUUCACAUGCAACGAUAUGAAGCCCUAAGGAUAAACGACGGACAUGCAACUUUUCAUAUAUAUAUAAUAUAUGUUUACUAUAUAUAUUCAUAUACUUGUCUGAGUACAUGUGUGAAUAAAAUUACUAAUACAUUCCCGUCUAAA
Molecule: messenger RNA, 1161 nt
Organism: Drosophila willistoni
Lineage: Eukaryota; Metazoa; Arthropoda; Insecta; Diptera; Drosophilidae
Exons: 1
Coding region: 191-1045 (284 amino acids)
Source: RefSeq, a predicted model, not a curated record